Messenger RNA from Exaiptasia diaphana, 1119 nucleotides. RefSeq names its product mitochondrial import inner membrane translocase subunit Tim22. The coding region runs from base 287 to 859 and encodes 190 amino acids. The record is from RefSeq and is a predicted model, not a curated record. Gene Ontology annotation, molecular function: transmembrane protein transporter activity. NCBI's taxonomy places the organism in Eukaryota, Metazoa, Cnidaria, Anthozoa, Actiniaria, Aiptasiidae. The transcript is spliced from 4 exons. Gene Ontology annotation, biological process: protein insertion into mitochondrial inner membrane. Gene Ontology annotation, cellular component: TIM22 mitochondrial import inner membrane insertion complex.
UUAUUUUCUGGCUUCUGUUAAAUCAUAAAAUCUUUUGCUUGUGUAUUUUCUUGGUCUGUUGUUGUUUUAACAACAACAGACAAGUAUAUUGGCUACUUAGAAUGAACUUUGCCCURGUAUAAAGCAUUCUGCGGUAAAAGGUGACUUUUUUCCUCUUUCACUAUUCUWGGAAUGAUGAUAAGUGUAUUCUCCGGGAAAUACUUAAAAUUCCGCAUAAUUUCUGGGUUUCCUGUGGGAUAAAGAUAAGAUCAAGAAGAUCCAAGAAGAAUGGGUUCUAACUUUCAAAAUGGCGGACGAUCCAUAUGGUGAUAGAAACACACCUGUACCCGUUCCGGGUGCUAUAGGAACAUUACGAAUGAGUACUAUCAUCCCAGCUAUAGAGGAAGCUAGACGACAGAGACCACCAAUCAUCCCRUCGCUUGGUCUACCGCAGGCAUCGAGAACUCCUCAAGAAAUGAUGAUUGAAAGAGUAAUGGAAAAUUGCGCGUUCAAAUCUGCUUUAGCAGGGGUAGCAGGAUAUGGUCUUGGUUUGGUAUUUGGGCUGUUUACAGCAGGAAUGGAGUCUUCAAUGCCAAAUCCUAUGACUGGUGUAGCYGACCAAUCAGCAAAAGCUAUUUUGAAUGACAUGAAAGCAAGAUCGUUGUCAUAUGGAAAGAACUUUGCACUGGUGGGAUUAAUGUUUUCUGGUACAGAGUGUUUAGUCGAAAGUUACAGGGGAAAAACAGAUUGGAAGAAUGGAACACUUUCAGGUGGGAUAACUGGAGGUCUUAUUGGUCUAAGAGCUGGAGGCAAGGCUGCUCUUUUUGGUGCUGCAGGGUUUGCAGCUUUCUCUACUGUUAUAGACUAUUUCCUGAGAUAGUAGUAAGCUAGAAUCCCAUAAGUCAGACUGGGAAAGUGAACUCAUUCAUCUGGGGCCAUUGGAGAUUAAAGCCAUUCGUACAUGAGGUUUUAAAAGUACUGCAUAUUAAUAUAAGAACAGGAGUUAUAUUUUUAUUAGUCAUGCAUAAAGCCGCAGCUACUCAAGCGAUUUUUCGCUUCAGCAGGUAACAAGAUUUUCAGGUAUGAUGAAAGCUUAACAUUGAGUUUGGGCUGUUUUUGUACAUCUCUUUAUGGAGAUUC